AGCAUCCAUGGUUUCACCGGCGCAGCCUUCCACCAACAAUGUGACCAGCGUGGUCCCACAGUGUCUGUGGGCUAUAACGCCUCCGGUUAUGUGUUUGGAGGCUACACCCAACAACCCUUCACUCAGUCUGGACAGUACGUGCAUGAUGACCAGGCCUUUCUUUUCACCUUCAGAGGAGAAAGGCUCCUCAAAUAUCCAGUUACUGGCCCCGCUAAUGCAGUGAGAAUGAUAGCCAACUCUGGUCCAUAUUUUGGAGAAGCGUUGGUUCUUGUUAAUGGAAGCAAAGCAGUUGUCUAUAGCAAUCCAGGAAGUUAUUACAACUUCAAUGCUGCAGAAAUGCAUGGCAACGACCUGAACCUGACUGAGUGUGAAGUCUAUGAAGUCGAGGGUGAGUUCACUAUUAUUUGCCAUAUUUUGACUUUGAUGCUUUGUUUUGACAAAUCCACGCGCGUGGAAGAGUCUUUCUGCGUUGGCCCAAGGAAAGGAAUUCCUCAGCUGGUCCUGCUCACUAAAGUAGAUGAAGCCUGCCCUUUGGUGAAAGAGGACGUGAAAAACAUUUACAAGAGUGGCUACAUCAAGGAAAUAAUGCAGGAGGUCAGCGCUCAGCUCGGUGUGCCAGUGUCCUGUGUUGUGCCAGUGAAGAACUACUGCGAGGAGCUGGAGUUGGACCUGAGCUGCGACGUCCUGCUGCUCAGUGCUGUCAUGCAGAUGCUUCGCUUCGCAGACAAUUACUUUGAUGAAAUCAGUGACCAACUCAGCAACACCGAAGUCAAGGAAUAGGAAGUACCUGUGCAGCAGAUGUUUAUAUCUUGUCCAACUGUAAUGAAAUGUCCAUCACAAUAAUCCAUACAUUUACCUGCAGGUGAUGCUGCAUUGAAGAGUUCACUGUGAAUUUCCUCCCCUGAGUUCUCCAAGCACCCCUUGGAAUGCUGGGAGAUGUAGUGCCUCCAGAAUAACCUCAUUUUGACCGUGUCCCUCAGCUGUGAAAUGUUCAAUUUCCUUUCUGAUCUGGCUGUAAAUUCUUUACAAAUAACAAUAACUCAUACAUUUAAAAGUUAUUAUGACAGUGUCGGCUGAUUUACUGGGACAUUUAAUCACAAGUUUGACAAGCAAAGACAUUAUCAGAUAUUACUGCAAGUAUUAAAAUAUAUUCUUUACUGCAUGAUGACGUUAUUCACCUUUGCUUCAUUAUCUUUGUGUCAUGUUACUGAAGCUGAAGUCACAGUCAGCUGGUUCAGAGCAGUUUAUCAGAGCUCAUCUGCAUUGCUUCCUGUAGUCUGAUUUGUGUUCAGCUGCUAGGUGCGCACAUGGUGCUGUGCAAUGCAGUGAAAAAAACCUCAGUUAAUUAAUCAAUAGAAGAAAAUACAAUAAAAUUGUCAGUCAUGGAUGAUUGAAAUUGACCACUUGGGUUUAAUUCAGUUGUAGCUGAUGGUUAGGCCUAUACACUCUGCAAUUUGGUGUUUUGACGUAUGGUAACUUUUCAUGAGACUUGUUUUUUAGGAAUUUCCAGUUUGAUUUUCCAAUUCCCUCAUGAAUAUUUUAUGUUUUUGUCAAGAAAACAAUUUUCUAGUCUCUCAGAUGUUCCUUCUGUCAGAUAUAAUCGUGCUUAUUGUUAUUUUGCAUGACAUAUUCAGCCUGUGCUUCAAGUUGUAAACUCACUGAUAUUAAAAGCUCUUGCUGGCCAGA
Molecule: messenger RNA, 1686 nt
Organism: Epinephelus lanceolatus (giant grouper)
Lineage: Eukaryota; Metazoa; Chordata; Actinopteri; Perciformes; Serranidae
Source: RefSeq, a predicted model, not a curated record